Molecule: messenger RNA, 1572 nt
Organism: Lepus europaeus (European hare)
Lineage: Eukaryota; Metazoa; Chordata; Mammalia; Lagomorpha; Leporidae
Gene: CA9
Product: carbonic anhydrase 9
Cellular component (GO): plasma membrane
Molecular function (GO): zinc ion binding; carbonate dehydratase activity
Source: RefSeq, a predicted model, not a curated record
GGGGAGGGGGGCACGAGGCCAGAUAGACCCGCGGGACUUUGGCUCGCUCUCUACAAAAGGGCAUUCUGUGAGUCAGCCUGCUCCCCUCCAGGCUCGCUCCUCCCCCACCGGCUCCUGUUUCCAAUGCACGUACAGCCCGUACACACCGUGUCCCGGGACACCCUGCAGUCAGCCGCAUGGCUCCCCUGUGCUCGGGCCCCUGGCUCCCUCUGCUGACCCCAGCCCCUGCCCGGGGCCCCACUGCGCAUCUGCUGCUGCUGCUGCUGCUGCUCCUGGUGCCCGCCCAUCCCCAGAGCCUGCCCCAGGUGCAGGGGGAAUCGGCUACAGGAGGAGGUUCAUCAGGGGAAGGUGAUCCAGUAGGCGAGGAAGAUCUGCCCAGUGAGGAGGAUCCACCUGGGGAGGAGGAUUCCCCUGAGGUUGAGACUAAGCCAGGAGAAGAGGACUCCCUGAAGUUAGAGGACCUACUGACCACGGGAAGCUCCGGUGCCCACUCACGGCCCCCCCCGAACAACGCCCACAAGGGCAAGAAAGGGGACGACCACAGCCACUGGCGCUAUGGAGGAGACCCGCCCUGGCCCCAGGUGUCGCCCGCCUGCGCCGGCCGUUUUCAGUCCCCGGUAAAUAUCCGCCCGGAGCUCACCGCUUUCUGCCCGGCCCUGCGCCCCCUGGAACUCCUGGGCUUCGAGCUCCCGCGGCUCCCAGAGCUGCGCCUGCGCAACAAUGGCCACACCGUGCAGCUGACCCUGCCCCCCGGGCUGCAGAUGGCCCUGGGUCCCGGGCGGGAGUACCGGGCGCUGCAGCUGCACCUGCACUGGGGGUCUGCGGACCGCCCGGGCUCUGAGCACACCGUCAACGGCCACCGUUUCCCUGUCGAGAUCCACGUGGUCCAUCUCAGCACUGCUUUCGCCGAGAUCGGCCAGGCCUUGGGGCGCCCGGGGGGCCUGGCAGUACUGGCUGCCUUCCUGCAGGAGGGCCCGGAAGAAAACAGCGCCUAUGAGCAGUUGCUGUCACAUUUGGAAGAAAUCCCCGAGGAAGGCUCAGAAACUUGGGUCCCAGGCCUGGAUGUGUCUGCACUGCUGCCCUCCGACCUGAGCCGCUACUUCCGCUAUGAGGGGUCUCUGACCACCCCCCCUGUUCCCAGGGGGGUCAUCUGGACCGUGUUUAACCAGACAGUGAGGCUGAGUGCGAAGCAGCUCCACACCCUCUCAGACUCCCUGUGGGGACCCGGUGACUCUCGGCUGCAGCUGAACUUCCGGGCGGCGCAGCCUUUGAAUGGGCGAAUCAUCGAGGCCUCCUUUCCUGUUGGAGGAGACAGCAGCCCCAAGCCAGUACAUCUAAAUUCCUGCCUUGCCGCUGGGGACAUCCUGGCCUUGGUUUUCGGCUUCCUCUUUGCUGCCACGGGCAUUGCCUUCCUGGUGCAGAUGAAGAGGCAGCACAGUGACAGGUUUGAGACCAAAGCGGGGGUUAGCUACCACCCAGCAGAGAUGGCAGAGACUGGCGCCUAGAGGCCCGGAUCUGGACAAUGCAGAGCAGACGGCUACAGGAAACUGGGUCCUGCUGUGCCCGUUAACC